Messenger RNA from Effrenium voratum, 3972 nucleotides. Lineage: Eukaryota; Dinophyceae; Suessiales; Symbiodiniaceae. The record is from the annotation of a GenBank genome assembly.
AUGGCCUUCAACUUGCCAGUGACCCUGGGGUCAACACCCCUGACCGGGAAGGUGGACGUGGCUGCAGCUGGCACCGGCUCUUGGCCAUUGCAAGGUGCUAUGCCUGCCCCUGGCACUACCUCACCUCGGCCUGCCAACGCCUACGCGCCGCAGCCACCGCAGGGCAUCCAAGGCUUCCAGGGCAUGUCCCAGAUCUUUGGCACGCCCCGAGGGGAAGCGGUGAUGCAAAGCUCGCCCCGGUUUGCGCAGGUCUUGCCAGGGACUCCCCUGGAAGCCGAGGCUGUUAAGGGCGUGGCCCUAGAACAGGCCCCGGCACAGGCUAAGCACUGUGAAGACUCGAGCAAUGAAGAUGAGGCCAAGAAGGCAAACAUGGAAGAGGUGAAAGAGGAGCCGAGAAAGGAGUCAAAGGAGGUGCUGAAGGAGGAGCCCAAGGAAGUGCUGAAGGAGGAGCCCAAGGAGGAGAGCAAGGAGGAGCCCAAGGAGGCAACCAAGGAGGCACCAAGGGAGGCACCCACGGAAGCGCCUAAGGAGGUGCCGCCUGUGCGAAAGGCCCCGCCCCAGUAUGGACCAAGCAACUCUGCGCGUCGCGCGCGCGUGCGCAAUGGGGAGAACCCAGAUACCCCGGUCGAGCCGCCUCAGUAUGGUCCGAACAACUCCGCCCGGCGCGCACGAGUUCGCAACGGCGAGAGCCCAGAUGCCCCGAGCUCCAGCCCGCUGCUGAAGCCAGAGGCUCGCACUCCCACCGCCAGUGCGCGCUCCAACAGCUCCAACAGCCGACCGGCCUCCCCUACCAGCCCAAGCUCCCCAUCACGACCUUCACUGCCACCCCCCCGCGCAGUGACACGUGCGGUCAGCGAGAAGAGAUUGGCGCCAAGCCCGAAGAGCGCACCGGCCAGUGCGCAUCACAGCCCAGUCUCCAGCCCCAUGGCCAAGAGUGCUGCUGGGGCGGCACCGCAGAAGUUCGCGCUGAGGAGUGUCCGUAGCUUUGCGGAGAACAAGGAUCAUGAGAAGUUGCCUCGCGCAAGGUCCCAGAGCGUGAAAAGGGUGAAGAACCCCGAAGAUCCCUUCGACCUGCAGCGCUUUGUUGACCCUCAGAGGGAGUCCAUCGAUGGGUCCGUUUUUGAGAAGGCCCUCUCAGAGAUCCAGGCUGGCCGCAAGUCUUCCUGCUGGAUGUGGUACAUCAUUCCGUCGCCACCUCACAUGAAGAACAACAUUGAGCAUGGCAGCGCCCUGAACCGCAAGUAUGCCAUCAGGUCCGACGAGGAGGCUCUUGCGUUCAUCAACUUUGAGGAGGGAGGACUGAGCCUUCGCGACAACUAUUACAACAUCAUGUUUGCUGCGAACGAGCACAUCAAGGCUGGCAAGCAUCCAAAGAAUGUCAUCGGCGGCUUCGACGAGCCCAAGCUCUACUCCUCGGUCAUUUUGUUCGAGCGAGUUAGCCGCGACGUGGACAAGGAGCUGAACGAUCUCAUGGCUCCUCGGAAAGUGCUGGAGGAAAUCAGCACCCUGGAAGAAUGCGCGCAGAAUGGGAAGCAGUUGAGCCUCAGUCAGAUGAAGAAGAUCCAGUCCAAAGCCACCCUGGAAGGAGAGUUGCGAGGAUUGGAAGCCGGCGACUCAGAGGAGGGCCUCCUCGCAGAGUUGCUGAAGGAGAAGGAAGAGCUGGACGCGGAGCUCAGUCCAGCGGCGCAGGCGCGGGCUGUGCAGCCUGAGCUGCCCGGCGAAGUCCGAACACCCAAUGCGAAGUCGGGCAAGGCCUGUCACUUGCCCAUCCCCACAGCGGCUGCACGGACAAAGCUGGCCCCGUGGGGCAAGCCCAGCCAGUCAAGUUCAAGACCGUCCUCCCGAACGCCUCAGCACAAACCUCAGACACCUCAGUCACCUCAGUCACCAUCGCCGGCUUCGACGGAAGUGAGGUCACCUUCCGCGACACCUUCCAGCGCUGCUCGCGCCGUUCGGAUGCCCAUCCCGGUGAAAGCUACGGCGGAGCAGCGACAGCAGCUGGAAAGUGACCUCGCCUUCUGGGGCCGGAAGUUCGCCAGCCAGGCGCAGAUCCAGCAGGCCGCGGUGGUGGCGGAGCUCAGCCACGAGGCCAUGGCCAGUGAGGAUGCCAAAGCGGAGCUCAUGGCAUUGGUGGAGUAUGACCUGGAGCUUCCAGAGGGAGCGCUGAGCCGUGGUGCUGUGGCCAUCACGACUCCUCAAAACCGCCAGACUGACACCUCGGAGGGUCUCUCCGACCUCUCCGAUCCAGACUCCGUGUUUGCUUGCUGCAACACGGAUGGAAGUGGCAUGCUGGAUGUGCACGAGCUCAAGUUUGCCUUCAAUGCUUUCGGGCUUUUCCCGGGCCUUGACUACAUCAGGAGCUGGAUGGGCCACUGUGAGCGACUGGACCGCAAGGCCUUCAGGGCCCUGCUGGAUUCCAAGCUCCGCAGCGCCCCGCAGUCCAUGCGGGGCCCCAAGACGCUGCCUUACAGCCGCCGAGGCGUCCGCAUGGGACAAGUCGAAGGACUUCAUGAUACCUUCAUUUCGAGUGAGUGGCUCCAGCAGAAGUGCAACAACUUCAACAUGGAACACCAGUCGGACAUUCAGACUGGCAAGAGCUUCGCAAUGGCAACAAACCUGUACGCGCUGAACCAGUGGGUCAUCAUGCCCGGAACCUGCCCGAACUCGGAAGAGCUGCCGGAGGAGUUGCGCAGGUCUGCUGGUAUGCCCGUUGCGCAGCACGAAUCCUCUUUUGCGGAGCUGAUGAACCCGGACGGGCUGGGAGUGGACUACUUUGUGUCACAUUUCUGGGGCCAUCCCUUCAAGGACACCUGCGCUGCACUUCGCUCCUGGUCAUCCCAGGUGCAUUGGCAAAUUGGGAGGCCGCAGAUGAGCAUGGUGUAUUGGAUUUGCCUGCUGGCACUGAACCAGCAUCGUCCAAGUGAGGAGGUGGGCUCGUCUCCGGAGGAGGGCCCCUUCAACUGCGCCCUGGUGCAGUCGGCCUGCGGCGCGGUCAUGGUUCUGGACGAGUCCGUGGCGCCCUUCAGCCGCAUCUGGUGCCUCUUCGAGGUGAAGCGCCUCACCGACCUGAAGAAGGACUUCCACCUCAUCUCCGCGCAGGGCGCCAUGGGCUCAAAUCUGGUGGACAUGGAGCCAGCACAGAGGCAAACGCUGGUGGCGUUUACCUCGCGGGUCGCCUCAGCCCUGGAGUGCGUCUCCGCUUUUCAGGCAAAGUCCAGCAGCGAGGAUGACAAGUUUGCCAUUUGGCACCGGGUGGCCGACCCGCAGCUGCAGAAGGUCCCCCUGGCCGUGGCGCGCGAGCGCAGCCUUUUCAACGCGAACGUCUUCAAACGGUUCGACACCACAAUCCGCAGUCUCCUAGCAGCACCUUUGUACCAGACCAGCCUGCUUGAGGAUGCUUCGGGUGCUUUGCGAUACAUCGGCAUGGGCGCGCCCUUCGGGGCCAGCGACUUGCAGCUCCUGCGGGACCGAGGCGUCGACGUGUGCAAGGUGGAGGUGGGGGUGCAGAGCGGCACUCAGAGAGUCGGCUGGCAGCUCCUCCACAUAGCGGCAUACUUUGGCCACAUGGAGGCUGCGAAGGAGCUGGUGCGCUUGCGGGCGAGCCUGGAGGCAAAGACCAAGUUCAGGCUCACGCCCUUGCAGCAGGCCGCGCGGAAUGGACAGGAGGAGAUGUGCACACUGCUGUUGAGUAGCAAGGUUACCGCCCUGCAUUCUGCUGCCAUGAGUGGUCACACUGACACGGUGAAGGUGCUGCUGUUGUAUCGGGCCGACCCCACAGUGCGACAGUCGGACGACAGAAAUGCCUUGCACUUGGCCGCUGAAUGCGGCUCAGUGGAGGUGGCGCAGGAGAUUGUGGAGAGGAGCCCGCAGAAGGGCGCGCUCUUGACCGCCCAAUCCAGGAAGGGCAGUGCCUUGGACUUGGCCGCCACGACGGAGAUGGCGGACUUCCUGCAGAGCAUUACCGAGACGUAG